Molecule: messenger RNA, 954 nt
Organism: Acomys russatus (golden spiny mouse)
Lineage: Eukaryota; Metazoa; Chordata; Mammalia; Rodentia; Muridae
Product: olfactory receptor 8K1-like
Exons: 1
Coding region: 4-954 (316 amino acids)
Biological process (GO): sensory perception of smell; G protein-coupled receptor signaling pathway
Cellular component (GO): membrane
Molecular function (GO): G protein-coupled receptor activity; olfactory receptor activity; odorant binding
Source: RefSeq, a predicted model, not a curated record
CAAAUGGAGAAAUCCAAUCACACUGCCAGGACCCAGGUUACUGAAUUUAUUCUCUUGGGACUCACCAACAAGCCAGAUCUCAAGGCAACACUCCUUGGAAUAUUUUUAGUCAUAUACUUGGUCACACUGAUGGGCAAUCUGGGCAUGGUUAUUCUGACUCAUUUCGACUCUAAACUUCAUACUCCUAUGUACUUCUUCCUGAGACAUUUAUCAAUCACUGAUCUUGGCUACUCCACAGUUAUUGGUCCAAAGAUGAUGGUAAAUUUUAUUAUGCAACAGAACACGAUUUCGUACAUAGGGUGUGCUGUGCAGCUGACAUUCUUCGAGAUCUUCAUCAUCACUGAGCUGUUUAUCCUCUCAGCCAUGGCCUACGACCGCUAUGUAGCCAUUUGUAAACCUCUUCUGUACGUGAUCAUCAUGGCAGGGAAAGUGCGUUGGGGCCUGGUACUGGUACCCUACCUCUACAGUAUAUUUGUGUCCCUACUUCUUACAGUUAAGUUAUUUACACUGUCCUUUUGUGGCUCUAAUGUCAUCAGCUAUUUUUACUGUGACUGCGUUCCUCUGGUAUCUCUGCUCUGCUCCGACACUCGUGAACUGGAACUGAUUAUCUUAAUUUUCUCAGGCUGCAAUUUGCUCUCCUCCCUCUUGAUUGUCCUCAUAUCUUACGUGUUCAUCUUUGUGGCAAUUCUCAGGAUGAAUUCAAAGGAGGGCAGGUCCAAAGCCUUCUCGACGUGCAGCUCUCAUCUGACGGUGGUGGUUGUAUUCUACGGAACACUGCUCUUUAUUUACCUGCAACCCAAAUCUAGCCACACCUUUGAUAUUGAUAAAAUGGCCUCUGUGUUUUAUACACUGGUCAUUCCUAUGCUCAAUCCGUUGAUCUACAGCCUAAGAAACAAGGAAGUGAAAGGGGCCCUUAAGAGAGCUUUUACUCAUGGAUGCAGAGUUCCCAUUUAA